This is a messenger RNA of Closterium sp. NIES-67, 1099 nucleotides long. The record is from the annotation of a GenBank genome assembly. NCBI's taxonomy places the organism in Eukaryota, Viridiplantae, Streptophyta, Zygnematophyceae, Desmidiales, Closteriaceae.
UUGAACUUUGAUUGAACUCUUGAGAUUGAGUUAAGUUCUCCUCCUACAGCUUACCCCCUAGUGCGUCGAAAGCCAUAGCGUCGCGAAUACUUCAUCAAUCAACGUGAUUCAAAUUGGGAACGGUAGCUGAGAUCAAGAGCUACAACAUAUCCAAGUUUCGCGACAUUCCAACGGCUAGUGUUUUGUCGACGUCGUUUCUUGUGAAGACGACUUUUCUGUCCAGAAUUUCGGAUUUAUAUUUUGAGUAAUUCUAGCUCCUAAGUUCACCUAGACUCUGUCCUUAAUCCUACCAAGUGGUAUCAGAGCGAUAUUAAGGACAUUGAGAGGAGUCUACAGAAGUGUGAAGACCCUUCUAGACCCACCAUGGCCUGAGAUGUUCGAGCACAUCAAGGAUCUUGUGGAAGCGGAUGAUUCGGGUCCAAGGGCGUGGAAACUACUACGUGAUGUGGUUCAGCCCAACACUCUCCUGAUGGUGAUCGUGCUCGAGAAGGAACUUGCUGCCAUCUCCAUGCAACCAGGGGACGAUGUGAAGCCGGUCCUUGACAAGAUCAAGGACACCUAUGCAAGGAUGGCAGCAGCGGGCAGCAGUGUAUCUCAGCUGCAGCAGUGCACCAAGAUCAUCUCGGUGUUGGACAACUCUUGGGACAACCUCAUCCCCACCCUCAACUCUCAACAAGAUCAAUGGACACCUGAGUGGCUAAGGCAGCAGAUUCUGCAGGAGGACUUCCGCAGACGCCAUCAGCAGCAGCAGCAUGAAUCUCCACCUCGAGUUCCACACCCGCCUGAGCGUCCUAGGAGGGAUGUGCGCCCUCCUGUGAGGCUGACCUAUGGGGGAAGAGGCAAGCCGAAUGUGGUGCAGGCUGGGAGUGUGGUUGAGCAGAUUGAGGAAGAUGAGAUCGCUCACUGCUACUGGGCACCAAUCCCUGAGUCAAAGUUGAGGUUCCUAUAGGGAGGGAAUCUUUGUGCUUAUGGGGUUUCCUUGGUUGGGGACUCUCUUGGGACCUUCCCUCUCGUCCCUCUCUUUCUAUCCCAACCUUUCUCUUGCUCCUCAAUUCCUUGUGAGAUUCUUGAACUUUGAUUGAACUCUUGAGAUUGAGUU